AUGGUCGUCCUGGGAUCGGGCGGGCACACCGCGGAGAUGCUGAGACUCUUCAAGAACUUUGAUGCCUCGGUGUACCGUCCUCGGGUGUAUGUCGCCGCGGCCACCGAUGCCCUGAGCGGGGUCAAGGCCACUGCCUUCGAAAAGGCUUGGGCCGGCAUUCCUGGCAAGGGAAGUGAUCCCUCGGGCCCCGCCUACCAACAGGCCGUGAUACCACGCAGCAGGGAGGUGGGCCAGUCCUGGACCAGCAGCGCACUCAGCACGGCCCAUGCCAUGCUGUGUGCGCUGGCCUUGGUGUUCCGAGCAAGGCCAGACCUGGUGUUGGUGAAUGGGCCGGGCACCUGCAUCCCCGUAUGCCUCUCUGCACUCCUGGCAAGGAUGCUGGGAGUCGCCACCGCCAAGAUCGUGUAUGUGGAGAGUAUAGCGCGGGUGUAUCGGCUGUCCCUCUCCGGGAAGAUCUUGUACCAUGCUCGAUUGGCAUCGAUCUUCUUUGUCCAGUGGCCAGAACUGCAGGCCAAGUAUCCACGCAGCGUCCUCGCUGGUCGGCUGAUGUGA
Molecule: messenger RNA, 552 nt
Organism: Auxenochlorella protothecoides
Lineage: Eukaryota; Viridiplantae; Chlorophyta; Trebouxiophyceae; Chlorellales; Chlorellaceae
Product: UDP-N-acetylglucosamine transferase subunit ALG14-like protein
Exons: 4
Coding region: 1-552 (183 amino acids)
Biological process (GO): dolichol-linked oligosaccharide biosynthetic process
Cellular component (GO): UDP-N-acetylglucosamine transferase complex
Source: RefSeq, a predicted model, not a curated record